AUGGACGGCUCCGCUCCGGAACAAGUCAACCCGGCCGGCCCGCCUCGGGGAAAAUAUCUUGGCGAUCUGGCUGUGGUCGACAUAGCUCCUGAGGGUGACCUUGUCCUUCGUGUCACCUUCAACACGUCGAAAGAAACACUCACGGCAGCCAAAGAGUCAAAGGAGCCACCAACGGCUCUCAAGCCCACAGUGAAGCAAGGCUACAGGGUGCAAAUAUCUGUUCUAAAAGCCAAUUCAGGGUACUUCAACCGUUUGCUAGGGGACACACGGUUUGUGGAAGCCAAGGCAGUUGAAAAUGCCCUCCAAAAGCUGUCCCUAUCAAACGUAAAACCCUCCGAAGCAGACCUUUCCGAGCUGCCAAUCGUCGAAAUCAGUGAAGAUGACGAAGCCUCCCGUACCGCCAACCUCAGCUUGGCCUUCGGUGACCUGAUGAGGAUCCUUCAUCGAGUCCCCAUCACCACCAGGCCCCUCGCCGUCCGCUACCUGGCCAUCAUUGCCGUCCUAGCAGAUCGCUUCGACUGCACCCCCUUAGUAUCCAAAUGGCUAGCCGCAAUCAAGUUCAAAUUCCCCCCCAUCACCACCCAAAACCAAAACCGAACCGGCCCAGCCCUCUCCAAGUCCUCCGAAGAGCUCCUCCGCCAAAAGAUCCUCGUCUCCUGGCUUCUCGACCGCCCAUUAGUCUUCCAACCCUCCACUCGCGAGCUAGUCAUGUACGGCUCAAGACGAUGGUGCACCCUCUUCGACGAAGAAGACGAAAAGUCCGAACACGUCUACACAGCAGCAUGGUGGGAUCUCCCCUCCGGUCUCGAACAAGAACUCCAGCUCCGCCGGGACUGCAUCCUCAACACCGUCUCCUCCGUCCCAUCACACUUCCUCUCCCUCUACAUCUCCCCCUCGCAGUCUCGCCCCCAGUGCAAGCUAGGCUACACCUCCUCUCCCAGCUGCGACUCUUUCCAAUUAGGGGUAGCUAUCAAAUUUCUCUCCAACCGCAACCUCCUCUCCUUUGUCGAUUUUGCCCCAAAGUCGUACGAUAAAUUCCAUGCUUCUGGCCCGCCAAAUGACUACAUCAUGUCUGACGUCUUGCACAUAAUCAAGACUCUUAAGCAAUGCCCGGCGUAUCAAAUCGAUAACAACCACAGGCAUUGCGAUCUGAGGGGUAGGAUGGGCAGGAUAUUGGAAUUUGUCGAGGCCAGGCUGGGAGGUGGCGGGGUGGGUAUCAAUCGGGUAGAGUGGGCGAAGGAUAGAGUGGAAGCUUCCUGGGAAAGGAGGCACGGGGCGGAAGAUGGGGAGGAAAGGGUCUUGAAGUAUACCAGCUCAAUGAGCUCUGAUCAGAGGCUAAGAUACGGGGGUGCAUUUGCGGCAGAGAAGUUAGCAAGAGAGGUAUUCACAGCCGAUGAGUGGGAUUGGACAGCCGGAGAAAAUGAAGGGGAGACAGAAGGAAUCAGCUUCGGAAAAUGGAAGCUUGGGGAGAAGUCUUUUCCCAAAUGA
Molecule: messenger RNA, 1488 nt
Organism: Podospora pseudocomata
Lineage: Eukaryota; Fungi; Ascomycota; Sordariomycetes; Sordariales; Podosporaceae
Exons: 1
Coding region: 1-1488 (495 amino acids)
Source: RefSeq, a predicted model, not a curated record